AUGACAUUCAACGGGAAUGAUCUAAGGACUCGUAGAAUGAGAACAACAACUAACCAUAGUCUCGAUCUAAGAAAUUUGUUCGGGGACCCAUUUGCUAUAUCUACAAUAUCUAUCGCUAUCAUAUCAUGGGUCAUUGCGAUUGUGGGCUCUAUUGCAGCAGCAUCUACAAAUGAAACUUUUCCAAGGUUUACUUGGUGGGGUAUUGCCUACCAAUUUCUGCUACUAAUCAUUUUGAUUUUGUUAUAUUCAUUUAAUACUGUAGAGUAUUAUAAGAAUUUUUUGACAGGUGCAUUUUCAGUAGCAUUUGUAUAUAAUACUAAUAGUGCUACAAAUCUAGUAUAUGCAACUGGAUCUAAAAAGGCUGCGGCUGCCGCAGGGGUUAUCUUAUUAUCAGUGAUUAAUUUGAUUUGGAUCUUUUAUUACGGUGGCGAUAAUGCGUCACCAACUAAUAGAUGGAUCGAUUCUUUCUCUCUAAAGGGUAUUAAAGUAUCUGCCUAUGAAAAUACUAUAAUGAGAACACGUCGUCGUACUAGUAGAAAUGCGGUCAACAAUAGACGUACCAGUAGAUUCAUGCCAACAAGUCCAGGCUUUAAUAACGUUAAGCACGAAAAUUAUAUGUCUUCAAAUGCAUUGACUGGGUUUGAAAAUGCUGACCCUUCAAUCACACAGAUGAAUGGCUCACAUACAAACAUAGAGAUGGAUACAGGGUUAAGUGAUCAACCUGUCUUAUCGACCGGUUCUAAUAAUAAUACAGAGAAUACUUUUUUGUCUGUAACAUCAAAUGGUUCCGUGUCAGAUGCCACAAUGGGGGAUACUUUAGGUCUCUAUAGUGACAUUGGCGAUGAUAAUUUCAAAUACACCGCAAGAACUUUAUAUUCAUAUCAGGCAGAUGAUGAAGAUCAAUACGAAAUAUCAUUUGAACAAGGCGAAAUAUUGAAAGUUAGUGAUAUCGAAGGUAGAUGGUGGAAAGCAAGAAGAGCUAAUGGAGAAACUGGUAUUAUCCCAAGUAAUUAUGUUCAAUUAAUUGACGAUGAUGCUGAUUUUUAA
This is a messenger RNA of Maudiozyma barnettii, 1047 nucleotides long. RefSeq names its product osmosensor SHO1 (gene SHO1). The record is from RefSeq and is a predicted model, not a curated record. NCBI's taxonomy places the organism in Eukaryota, Fungi, Ascomycota, Saccharomycetes, Saccharomycetales, Saccharomycetaceae. Gene Ontology annotation, molecular function: protein binding. Bases 1 to 1047 code for a protein of 348 amino acids. The transcript has a single exon. Gene Ontology annotation, biological process: regulation of actin filament polymerization.